AGGAUAGACCUAUUAUUUUAAAAAUUGCAAACACUAGUCUACGGGCCCCGUGCGAAGUAUGCGACUAUGCGAGUCCCGUCUUAACCAUACGCAUCCUGGCCGUCUCCGAUGCUUCGACCUCGAUCCUGUCAAACACAGUCUACGUGUCCGAGCUUCGAGCCUCCGAGGGUUUAAAUUCUCUAUCGAUUAUGGAUCAGAAAAUGAAUGUGUAUAUUUGGGACAUGGAUGAGACUCUUAUAUUGGUCAAGUCUUUGUUAAAUAAGCAAUUUGCGGAGUCCUUCAACGGUUCAAAGAAUUGGAUUGCUGGUGUUAGGAUUGGGAAAGCUUGGGAGAAUCAUGUUCUUCAAAUAUCUGAUGACCAUUUCUUCUAUGAGCAAAUCGAGAAUUUCAACAUGCCGUACCUAGAUAUUUUCAGCCAUUAUGAUGAUGAUCGGGAUCUCACUGAUUAUGAUUUCAACAAUGAUGGAUUCGGUCCUCCAGUUGAUGAUGUGAAUAAAAGGAGAUUAGCGUACAGGCAUCGAACUAUAACAGAAAAGUACACAAAGGGGUUGCAUGGCAUUCUUAAUGAGGAUAUGAGAAAAUGUUGGGAAGAUCUUUAUGAAGAAACCGAUACUUAUACAGAUAGAUGGCUCUCAUCAGCUCGGGCUUGCUUGGAACAAUGUGCUAGUGGGAACGCUGAGCUGACUCCCGGUGACUGCUCGGCUGCUGGUGCUAAUGAUGGACAGGGUUCUAAAUACCAACAUGUUAAUGUCCUAGUGACUUCUGGGGCACUCAUACCGAGCUUGGUUAAAUGCCUGCUCUUUCGACUGGGUGAUAUGAUUUCUUGUCAGAACGUCUACAGUUCAUGGGAUGUCGGGAAGAUUCAAUGCUUUAAAUGGAUAAAGGAGCGGUUUAGUGUCCAGCAGAACGUGCAGUUUUGUGUCAUUGGAGAUGGAUGGGAAGAAUGUGAAGCAGCGGAAGCCAUGAGAUGGCCUUUUGUUAAAAUGGAUCCGUCGUGUUCAACCAAGUAUCACAGGUUCCCGGGCCUCACCUCGAAACACCUUGAUCUUUACCUUGCUGUUGUGUAUGAAAACCACAAUGAUGACCAAGAGAAUCUCAAAUCCCCAUCUGAAACUACAUGACCUAGUCCAGCAAUUCAUUCUUGGAUUAUCAUCGAAGUUACUGGUAGGAGAGUUAGACUUCCUUUAUACUGUAAAAGAAAGCAAACUGAAGUUGCCUUGAGCUUGUCUACCCAAAACACAAAUUGUUGUAUGUAUCAUGUCUCUCAACUGAGGUCAAAGCUUCCUUUCAUCUCCAAAGUUAUGUACAUGUUUUUUACAUUAGUGCCUUUUUAUUAGAGAUGGAAAGUUUGCCUUUAUUGAGUCUUGACUGUAUAAAGUCUAGCUCUAAGUUUAUUAUAGUUAAUCUCCCUUCUCUUUCUG
Cuscuta europaea is the source of this 1421-nucleotide messenger RNA. Lineage: Eukaryota; Viridiplantae; Streptophyta; Magnoliopsida; Solanales; Convolvulaceae. The record is from the annotation of a GenBank genome assembly.